GGAAAAAAAAACAACAACAAGAGCAACAAAAACAACCUACAGCUCUACCUCCACCUCCACAUCUUAAUCUUCAUCUUCAUCUUCAUUUUCAUCUACAUAUAUCUCCACAUUCACAUAUACAUCCACCUUCACCUUCACUUUCACCUUAAUCUUAAUCUUAAUCUUAAUCUCCUUUUUCUUUUUCUACUUUAGUUCUCUAUUUGGGAAUCUCAACCCUACUUCUCAUAUUUCUAUUUUUGGUUUCUGAUGCGAACAGGGCCUUUUCUUUAUUAUACUCUUGCCUUAUCGGUGGGACUAUUGAUGGCUGUUGAAGGAUCUCCAGCCAGUAACCAUGAUAGCAGCAAAAACACCGGUGAAAGCCACGACCACAGUCACCAUGGGUCUGGUUCUACUGACGAGUUUGUGAAGGUUGACGGCCAGGGGUUCACUCGUCUUGGAAAACCCUAUCUUAUUGCUGGAGCCAAUUACUGGCAAGGCAUGAAUUUGGGAGCAGACAAGUGCAAUGGUGGCGACCGUGAUCGUUUGACAAAGGAAAUAAAACAAAUGGCAUCUAUGGGUAUUAACAAUCUCCGUGUCAUGGCUGCUUCUGAGGGUCCAGAUGACCAGCCCUAUCGUAUGCGUCCGUCUCUCAUGCCAGCUCCAGGAAAAUACAACGAAGCCAUCUUUGUUGGUUUGGACUAUCUUCUGGACACCAUGGGUCGUUACAAUAUGACGGCUGUUAUGACAUUGAACAACUUUUGGCAUUGGAGUGGAGGAUUCUCUCAAUAUAUUGCCUGGGUAACCAACAACCAAACCAUUCCUUAUCCUGACGCAGACGACAAGUGGGGUAUAUUUACCGACUUUUCGGCACGGUUCUACAACGAUAGCAGUGUAAGCCACAAAGCCAAUGCGAUGUAUCAACAGCACAUCAAGACAGUCCAGUCUCGCCGCAAUACAAUCAACGGAAAGCUGUACCGUGAGGAUCCUGUGAUCAUGUCAUGGCAGAUUGCAAAUGAGCCUCAGUUGGGCCCUGCAUGGUGGUAUAAACAAACUGCCGAUGUGAUCAAGAAAGGUGCACCCCUUCAACUCACGACGACUGGCAUCGAAAGUAAAGUAGACGAAUUCGAUUUUAUGAAUGCCCACACACCAGAAAGUGUUGACUAUUGCACAUGCCAUUGCUGGGUUGAAAACUGGGGUGUCUACAAUGCAAGUGAUCCCAAGGGCUUGGAUAGUGCUCUGGAGUAUGUCCAUGACUAUACGAUUUCCAGAGCUGGCUGGGCUGACAAGAUCUCAAAGCCGAUUGUCAUGGAAGAAUUUGGCAUGGCCCGUGACGCUUGGAAGAACCCUGGCUCGUUAAAGUACAAAUAUGACCCUUCAACCACCACGAGCCACAAGGACACGUACUACAAAGCAAUCUACGACCAAAUUUACAGUCUUGCAAAGAACAAGAGCUUUUCGGGAUCAAAUUUCUGGGCUUACAGUGGUAUUGGCCGAUCAACAGAUCAACCCAACUCGCAUGGCAUGGUCUGGCUUGGUGAUCCACCACACGAACCGAGGGGCUGGUAUGGUGUGUAUGACAAGGAUUCGACAGUUGAUGUUAUCAAGAACUACUGCAGCAAGAUGAAGGAACUUGAGAACUAAUCAUUUUAAUCGAUUGUUGACUUAUUAUCAUUGUUAUCUUUCUUAUCUUUACGAAUAAAAAAAUUAUCAGUUUUAUCAAUAUUAUC
Phycomyces blakesleeanus NRRL 1555(-) is the source of this 1706-nucleotide messenger RNA. Its product is annotated as glycoside hydrolase family 5 protein. The transcript is spliced from 5 exons. Gene Ontology annotation, molecular function: hydrolase activity, hydrolyzing O-glycosyl compounds. The record is from RefSeq and is a predicted model, not a curated record. Lineage: Eukaryota; Fungi; Mucoromycota; Mucoromycetes; Mucorales; Phycomycetaceae. Bases 247 to 1620 code for a protein of 457 amino acids.